Mucor velutinosus is the source of this 1704-nucleotide messenger RNA. It is a transcript of the gene RRP3, whose product is annotated as ribosomal RNA processing protein. The record is from RefSeq and is a predicted model, not a curated record. The coding region runs from base 1 to 1704 and encodes 567 amino acids. The transcript is spliced from 2 exons. Gene Ontology annotation, cellular component: nucleus. NCBI's taxonomy places the organism in Eukaryota, Fungi, Mucoromycota, Mucoromycetes, Mucorales, Mucoraceae.
AUGUCACAAGGUUUCGAUUUACCGACUACAACAUCCACAGCAUCCACAUCUGACAUACCAACACGGAUAGAGAACAAAUGGAUCCCUCAGGCUUCAACUAAUCUGCUAAAACCACCACAAAUCAUUGAAUACGGUCCACUGCAAGGACAGGCCGGAGACAGCUUCCACGUUGAUCUCAACUCACACAAUUUAGAUGCCAACACACUCAGAAUUGCGUUUAAUUCUUGUUUCACAACAUGUCAUUGCACACUAAAUACGGUUACUCAAAUCAUCACACUUCAUACGACUGUACCGAGUGCUACAAUGGUCGCCUGCAAUGACAUGUCAAGAAUACCUAUUUAUAUAGCGGUUGUACAAGACGAGAAAAUACUCGACAGUUGGUUCAUCGGCUACUUUAGUUACCACUUGACGAGAAAAAGAGCUUCAACUGAAUUCAGCCCCAUUGACCUGCAUGCUGUCAACGAAGAGUCAAAGCGGCCGAGAUCAGGUCCAUUCAGUAGUAUGGGAUAUCCAGCUGCUGCUAAUGCUACAUCGUCUUCACCUUCUCCUCAGCAACAAUCAAGCUACUAUUCGCUCUCUGCGCAACAACAGCAACAACAACAACAACAACAACAGCAGCAGCAGCAGCAGCAGCAGCAGCAGCAGCAGCAUGCGCCCUAUGUGGGUCUACCUCCUACACAACCAUCUCCAAGACAACAGAGAGAAUUUUAUGAUGAUCCAUCCAUGUACAGCAGCUCCACUAGUACCAAUUCCAAUGUGGCUGCUGCCGUGGCUGCUGCUGCGGGUGUCUAUAAUACAUCAACGGCCACUGAUCCAAAUCAAUUCCAGUCCUACAAUCCCAAUUACCCUCCUCUUUCGCAACAACCACAAGAAAGUUAUAUGAUGCCAAUCAUGAGUUCCAUGUCGCAACCAGCUUCUGCUCCUCCGCAACCACAGCCAUCACAGUCUGCUCCUCCUCCUUCCAUGUCCAUCACUACGACAACAGCAACAGUGCCACCCAUUCAAAUGAAGCCUACCAUGCCAUUACCUAUAUCGACUACACCCAUUAUGUCUCAUAGUGCUGUCAUGGUGCCCACAGCCUCCUCUGCAGCAGCAGCAGCAGCAGCACAGAAAACAUCGCCUACCAGUAAUCCUUUUGCCAAUCUAUUGAACAAGGCAAAUCUAAUCAUUGAAGGCGAUUUAGCAGAUGUGUUGAAAGAUUGGUCAUCUGAAGAAUGGGAGAACCAGCGUCGAUUAAUCCAGUUCUAUCGAAAGCAGGAGGGCAAUAAGGUGACAUGUCGUUUUGAAACGUUCCAUCUACCAGCAGAAAAGUCCAAGCAGCCUGACAUGAACAAGAUCAUUGUGGUUUCUUGCAUCUACUGGAAAGAAAAGAACGAGUAUUUUGUCACAUCGGUGGAUUGUAUUUAUCUGUUGGAGCAUCUGAUUGGCGUCAAAUUCACAGUGGAAGAAAAGAACCGCAUUAGAAGAAACUUGGAGGGAUACAAGCCAUUGACAGUGAGCAAGCUGAAGCCAGAGUCUGCUGAAUUUUUCAAGCUGAUCAUGGGAUUUCCUAAUCCAAAGCCGAGAAACAUUGAAAAGGACGUCAAGGUGUUUCCGUGGACAACGCUGGGCACAGCGCUGAAAAAGAUCAUUAGUAAAUACACUGCCAGUUACAGCAGCACAGCCAGCGUCAACUACGAUUUACUGAAUACUGCGGACAGCUAA